UCUCUCCGUCGUCCGAUCUCUCUCUCUCCUCUCUCAGAUUUCGCCCAAUCACACUUCUCCCAUUUCCAAGCGCGCCAAAUACAAAUCCUCCAGCGUUUCGCAUAUGUUUCUAGGGUUUUUUUGAGGAAAAAUGUCGGAUGGCAGCCACGACAACGGCGACCUCAGCCCCAAGUCUAGCGUUCGGGAGCAGGACCGUUUUCUUCCGAUUGCCAACAUCGGCCGCAUAAUGAAGAAAGGGCUGCCGCCGAAUGGGAAGAUUGCGAAGGAUGCUAAGGAUACCGUUCAGGAAUGUGUUUCCGAGUUCAUUAGCUUUGUUACCAGCGAAGCGAGCGACAAAUGCCAGAAAGAGAAAAGAAAGACGAUAAACGGGGAUGAUUUGUUGUGGGCUAUGGCGACCUUAGGUUUUGAGGAUUAUAUUACUCCACUGAAGGUCUAUUUGGCUAGGUACAGAGAGUUAGAGGGUGACACCAAAGGAUCUGCUAGGGGUGCAGAUGGAGCUCAUAAGAGAGAUACAAUCGGAACUCAGAUAGGUUCCGAUGCACAGUUUACUCAUCAAGACUCCUUUGCUCAAGGCUUUGGCUACUCAAACUCCCAUAUCGAAUAUUAAGAAGCAUAAUGCUGUUUGGCUCUCUGAAAUGGCGAGAUAGUUGCAAAGAUACAGCACAGCUCCUUUUGGCUGAGUCCCGCAGGAUAUAGCUUUUGACGUGGCUGGGAUUUAUAUAGGAAAAUAUAUGUAAACGAAGUAUAGUUUGUGCGAUUAUCCUUGGGACCUCGGCUGUUUAUGAUGUUGUAUAUCUGGGAAUGCUGCUACAAUCUCAAUAGUCUGCUUUGUAAUUGCUUUUGAGUAUUUUGUAAUUUAAUGCCGCCAGUGAUCUAAAAAGCUCCAUGUUGUGCUAAUGGAUAAAAUGCUUGUCGAUCUUGAAGGUGUUGGUUAUGAUAACGUGAUGUUUAUCAGUCA
Messenger RNA from Salvia splendens (bonfire salvia), 958 nucleotides. RefSeq names its product nuclear transcription factor Y subunit B-1. Gene Ontology annotation, cellular component: nucleus; CCAAT-binding factor complex. Gene Ontology annotation, biological process: regulation of transcription by RNA polymerase II. The transcript has 7 exons. Gene Ontology annotation, molecular function: RNA polymerase II cis-regulatory region sequence-specific DNA binding; protein heterodimerization activity; DNA-binding transcription activator activity, RNA polymerase II-specific. Bases 131 to 607 code for a protein of 158 amino acids. The record is from RefSeq and is a predicted model, not a curated record. Lineage: Eukaryota; Viridiplantae; Streptophyta; Magnoliopsida; Lamiales; Lamiaceae.